Bactrocera neohumeralis is the source of this 7064-nucleotide messenger RNA. It is a transcript of the gene Kap3, whose product is annotated as kinesin-associated protein 3. Gene Ontology annotation, biological process: cilium organization; microtubule-based movement. Gene Ontology annotation, cellular component: ciliary transition zone; axoneme; kinesin II complex. Lineage: Eukaryota; Metazoa; Arthropoda; Insecta; Diptera; Tephritidae. The record is from RefSeq and is a predicted model, not a curated record. The coding region runs from base 127 to 3195 and encodes 1022 amino acids. Gene Ontology annotation, molecular function: kinesin binding. The transcript is spliced from 10 exons.
AGCCUGACAGCAGUAGUCAGAACGAAUCGAGAGGAGCAAGCGUUUGGACGUAGUCGGUAUUGGCAAUCGACAAUCGACAAUCGGCAUCGACAUCGGCAAACGGUCGUCUGCGUCGCUGCGUCGCGUAUGCCAUUUGUGCUGCUGCUCUUUCAAAUAGUCGCGGGCCUAACACUCAUUCUAUUUGUUAUUCAUUAUAUUUAUUAUAUAAUUAAUGCAAUUGCCGGCGAUUUACAAUUACAACAACAGCUACAGCAACAGCAACAACAAAUAUUGCAGUUGCAACAAAACGUGUAUUUACAACAAUUGCAACAACCAAUUGUAAAAAAUUAUCGACAACAACGCAUCCCAGUAGCGUCGUCUGCAACAUAUAGAAAAUCGCAUUGUUUUACAGCAACAACAACAACUGGCGAAAAAAUGCAAACAAGCGACGAUGCAAAGUUUAUAAAAAAACGAUGGAAAGGCGGCACAAUCGAACCACAUCCAACGGAUAAGGCAUUAAUUGUCAACUAUCAGCUGGAAGCGACGGUCUUCGGCGAGCAAUCCAGCAAUCCGAUGAUUGAGGAAAAAAAGAAUUGUCAGAAAAUUAUACGCUUACGUUCGUUGAACGCGAAGACGGAUCCAGCCGCAUUGGCGCGAGAAGUCGUGGACAAAUGUGAUCUCAUACACAAAUCCCAAUUGGCGGAUGUGGAACAGAUAAUAUUCUAUCUGAAGAAUCGAAAAGACAAUGCUGGUGCAGACAUCGCUGACAAUAACAGUCACCAUCGGUCGGCUGUAUCGGGAAAGCGUACACCGGCCAGCAAGGCGAACCCAGCCUCUGCUGUUCUUUCGCCCGCUAAAACACCAGCUAGCAAUGCAGAUGUCUCCAUCAAUAAUAUUGAUGAAUAUGUGGAGUUGUUGUACGAGGACUUGAGUGAACGAAUACGUGGUUCAGCAAUGAUCCUGCAAGUGGCACGCAACCCUGACAAUCUGGAAGAGCUGGAGAAAAAUGAGGCUUGCCUGAGCGCUUUAUCGCGCGUAUUGCGAGAGGAUUGGCGCAAGAGCUUAGAUCUAUCCACAAAUAUAAUAUAUAUAUUUUUCUGUUUUUCGACCUAUACGAAAUUUCAUCCCGUUAUUGUGCAAUAUAAGAUUGGUUCCCUCUGCAUGGACGUCAUAGACUAUGAGCUGCGACGUUAUGAAACAAUGCGGAAUGAGUUGGACGUGAGAAAGAAUCCUGUUACCUCUGCACCACUUUCGGCUAAAUCCAGCAAAGAGAAACUGAACCGCAGCACUGAUGAUUUCCUCGAUAUAAUGAAUGAGGAAAAACCAAAGGAAAUGGAACCACCACGUCGACGCAUACCCGAACUCAAACAACGUCCCAAAUCUGGAAAUUGGUCUAGUUUCCACGGUUCAAUGACUUCCUCAAUGAUGAAAAGUCAAAUACUCAACAGUAGUUACCAUGAGGCUCUUUCCACCGGUGCUGCCACCCCUGACUCGGGCAUUUCAUCGAACGGUGACAUGAAAGCGACCAGCAAUGAGGCGCUCGAUCGCAACGAUCCAAAGGUAAAGAAAGAAGAGAUCGAUCGUCUGAAUAAGCAGUUAAAAGUAUUUGCUAAGAAACAAGAGCAACUGUUACGUGUUGCUUUCUACCUGCUACUUAAUAUGGCCGAGAAUAUUAAAUUGGAGGAAAAGAUGCGACGCAAGCACAUCGUGAAGAUGCUCGUCAAAACAUUGGAUCGACAAAAUAUCGAUCUCUUAAUGUUAGUGACAACAUUUCUGAAGAAGUUAUCUAUCGUACGUGACAAUAAAGAUGAUAUGGGCGAGUUCAAUGUCAUUGCCAAAUUGCCACGCCUAUUCCAAAGUGGCCACACCGAUUUGGCGCAAGUGACACUGAAACUGGUCUUCAAUUUAUCAUUUGAUGGUGUGUUGCGACGAAAAAUGGUCGGUGCUGGUUACCUGCCAAAGCUAGUGAUGUUCAUCAAUGAUGAGAAACACCACGGCAUCGCAAUGAAGAUACUCUAUCACAUGAGCUUAGAUGAUUGGGUUAAAGGCUUAUUCACACACACUGAGUGUGUUCAAAUGGCCACCGAUGCCAUAAUACUCAAUCUGAAUAGCAAGGUUGAUCUCGAUCUCAUCGCACUCUGCAUCAAUCUAUCGCUGAACAAACGUAAUGCACAAAUCAUGGUCGAAGGCAAUCGGCUGCAUGAUCUAAUGGAUCGCGCUUUCAAAUAUCAGGACUCACUACUAAUGAAACUGCUGCGUAAUCUUUCACAGCACGAAAUGUUGCAACCAAAAUUUAUUGACUAUGUCGGCGAUCUGGCGCGCAUACUCACAAUUUGCGAGGAUGAAUCGUUUGUGGUGGAAUGUCUUGGUAUACUAGGUAAUCUCUCGCUAGCCGAUUUGGAUUACUCACAAAUAUUGCAGAACUUCCAACUAAUACCCUGGAUAAGGGAUGUGCUUGUGCCCGGUGCCAAAUUGGACGAUAUGGUACUCGAUACGAUUGUUUAUUUGGGUACCUGUGCACAUGACGAACUUUGUGCGUUGCUGUUCUGUCGCGCAAAGGUUGUGCUCUCGUUGAUCGAGCUGCUGAAGGCCAAACAAGAAGACGACGAAAUUGUCUUACAGAUCAUUUUCGUAUUCCAACAGAUUUUACGACACGAAAGCACACGCGAAUAUAUGAUCAAAGAGACUGAAUCACCGGCGUAUCUGAUCGAUUUGAUGCACGACAAGAAUGCCGAGAUACGUAAAGUCUGCGAUUAUUGCCUCGACAUCAUUGCUAUCAGUGACAGUGAGUGGGCCAAACGGAUCAAGCUUGAAAAGUUCCGCAAUCACAAUUCACAGUGGCUUUGCAUGGUUGAAUCGCAGCAAGAUCAAGACAAUGAACAAGACUAUGCUGACAAUGAUGAGAACGAAAACGAACUCGACACCUAUUUACGCAACGAUUAUUUGGACAACUGCGAUCUCUACAAUAGCAGCAACACAAAUAAGGAGAGUGAGGACAAUGAAAGCAACAAUAGCAACAAUCCAGCCAGUCCUGCAUUGUCUACCUAUAGUCGUCCAGUGAGCAGCUACCGGCGCAGUGAGGACCUCGACGAUCUCUUCAACAUGACUUCGAGUUCGAAAUCGCAAGGAUCCAGCCAAGGCGACAGCAACUACAUGUUCAAGUCGAACAAAUCGCUGGAUGUUGAGGGACUGCACGAGGAGUUGUUGAUGGCCUAAAGUGCACAUACAUGUAGUAAAAUAUGAAGUAUAUAUAUACAUAUGUAUGUAUAUACAUAUGUAAACAAAAACAACCACUUAUAUGCAGUUGCAUGGUUAUAAAGUACAUAUGUACAUAGAGUAUAUACAUAUAUUUAUACAUAUAUGUAUAUGUGGUUAUGUAUGAAGAAUUAAGGAAAAUGUUGCAUUAAGACGCUCCUCAACUCCCCCUCAAUUGUUUCGAAAAUAAUCUUUUGCACUACAACAACAAAUGUAAAGGAAGUAUUUCUUUCUCUUAACAGUUAGUUAUAUUUUGGCUAAUAUGUAGUUGCCACAUAUUACUAUAUAUAAUUGUUGUUGUUUGUGACUGUCCAAAUCGUAGCAACGCUCGUGUCACAACCUACCAACCAACUUAAAACGAGUCGAAAUACACACAUACAAGCAAAUGUAGAUGUAUGUGUUUAUUUAUAUAGUAUAUAUAAGAUGCAUUUACAUACAUACGAUAUGUUUAACCCUUGAAGAACAAACUCGACUUUCGACUAUAUGCAAAGCAGAAAUGUUUAUAAGUAAUAAUGGAAAACCAAAAGGAAUACAAAAGCAAACAAAAAAGUGGUGUGAAGCCGCAAUUUUAAUUAGUGCAAAAAUAUUUAAGUGAAAUUGUAUUUUAUUGAAAUUUCAUACAGACACGCUUGCUAUAACUUAUAACUGUAAAAGACGAUUGGCUUGCAAAUGCUUUGCUUAUUUCAGACAUGCUUCAAUGUAUGUAGCUUGCAUUUGGAAAUGCGCGCAUAAAAUAUACGCGACGUUAGAAAAGAGUCUUAAGAAAACUAUAUUCCGCACGCACACUAGUUAUGUUAUGUAGCUUAAUUUAUUUUAUAAACAAAAGAUAUAUGUAUGUAUGUAUGAAUAUCGAAAAUAUUGCAUAUUAUAUUUAUGUAGCGAAAUGAAAGAACAAAAAACUAGAAAACAGCCAACAGCCAAACAAACAAAGAAUUCAAAUCCCAAAAACCGCUCAAAAGGCAACCUUGCAUAACGGUUAAUGAAAGCAUAUAAGACAAAAUUUCAUUGCAAUUCAUCGACGCUAGUCCUCUUAAACGUUUAAGUUACUUGUUUUAGUUUUACAUACUUACAUAUGUGUUUAUAUAGUUAUAUAUCUUGUAUUUGUAUGUGUAUGUGUAUGAAAUGUUAAUGCAGCUUUAGCCGAAUUAUAGACCAAAAGGCAAUUUAAGCACUUUCAGCAGUGUGUUUUGAAUAGUUUCUGAAUGUGAUAUGUGUUUAAUUAUAUAUUUAAUAUAUGUACAUACGUGUAUGCUGACUAUGUUUAAAAUACACAAGAUGUUAUUAAGGCUAAUUUAUUGCUAAAUUAAUUGUUCAAUUUAUUAUUAUAUUUUUAAUGAUUUUAGUAGCGGCGUUAGUAUGUGCCCAUCUUUUAUAACUGUUAAUUGUGGCUAAUGUUCAAUGAAUGAUCUAAAGCGUAUGCUGCAGUUUCUAGCCACGGUAUUUUUCAAAAAAAACCUUGAAAAUAAAAAAUUUUCGAAAUUGGAGCUUCUAUAACGGUAUUUUUCAAAAAAAAACAUUAAAAAUAAAAAUUGUUUCAUUGAAAGAAUUAUUAUUUCCUAAAGCUAAAAUGAACUCGUAUCAAAUUUAAAUUAAAAAAAAAAUUAAGCUUCGAAUUUAAAAAAAAAAAAGGUUUAAAAAUACAUAUUUUUUCAUUGAAAGAAUUAUUAUUUCCUUAAGCGAAGAUGAACUCGUAUGAAAAGUUUAAAUUUAUAAAAAAAAAUUAAAACUUCGAGCUUCUAGUAACGGUAUUUUCAAAAAAAAAAAACUUUAAUAAAAUUUUUUUCAUUGAAUUGUUAUUUCUUAAAGCGAAGAUUAUACGAUUUCAAAAUUUUAAAUUUAUAAAAAUUAAAGCUUCGUUCAUUUCUAGUAACGGUAUUUAUUCAAAAAAAUUAAUUUUAAAAAUAAAAAUUUUUAUCAUUGUAGUUUCCUGAAGCGAAGAUGAAAUCGUAUCAAAAGUUAAAUUUAUAAAAGAAAAUAAGUCUUCGAGCGAACGGUAUUUUUCAAACACAAAUCUUUAAAAACAAAAUUUUUUUCAAUGAAACAAUUAUAAUUUCUUAAUGCAAAGAUGAACUCGUGUCAAAAGUUUAAAUUUAUAAAAAAAAUUAAAACUUGGAGCAUUUUUUGAUUUUAAACCAUAUUGUUUUCUGGUUUGUUCAAAAAACUUCUAUAUAGUCACCUAAAAUGAAAAAACAAAUCAUCAUCAAAAACAAUCGAAAAUCGCUGUCAGAUAUAAUAACCAAUAUAUAACCACUUUAUAACAAAAACUGAAAUUUUGUUUUAAUAUGAGUGCAUAUUAACCACUAUAUAACCAAUAUAUAACCACUUUAUAACCAACACUCAAAUUUGGUUACAAAAUGAGUGGUUUGAAUUAUAUCGCUUUUGCUCCGCCUGUAAACUUAUGAAAAGUAAUGUUACAUUAUUUUGCAUUUUAGGUGAGGAUAUAGAUAGUACAUAUGUUUAUAUAUUUGUUAAAAGUAAUGGAAAUGCUGCUCGGAAUUUCGGUGCGAUUAAAUUUUUCUGAAGCAAACUGAAUUAAUGGCUUCGGUUUUGGCAUGGAAAACUUUAACUGGUUUCGAAAUUGACCAUUUCGUUGCUGAAAAAGGUAGUUUCAUAUUUAAAUGAAGAGACCGUUAUUAAAAAUCAAUUUAUUAAAAGUUAAAAAAAAUCAAUUUAUUUGAAAUUAAAAAAUAUUCAAAAAUGAACAAGAACUUCGAAUACCACUAAUUUCUAUAAUAAAAAACGAAGUAAUUAAGAAGCGAUAAAAAGUCACACACUUACUUGCGACAGUGCAGCGCUACUCUAAGAAACGAUCACGCGAUUUGAUGCGAAGGGAACGUUUUCCUCAGUCAAGCUCUCUUGAAAGUGUUCAUAUUUUAAAUAUUUCGAUAUUUUUAUACACAGCAUGAAAAAUACAUAUUUAUUAACAGUUAAUUUUAUUUACAACAUAAUUUUACUUAUAAUUUAUACAAUAUAAUUAUUAAAUAUUUUUUUUUAAUUAUUUUUUGUUCGAAAAUUAUUUUUUGUUAUAUUAAAAGGCUUCAUGCUGAAAAAUGCCAUAUUUUUUAAGUAACUAACUGCUAUUGAAGCAAUAAGCGAGCAUAUUCAACACAACCAAAUACAUAUGUACCGACGAUAUUAUUUUUUUAAGAAUUUUUGAUUUUUUCAAAUUUCAUUUUACGAAAAAAAUAUUUGUGAGUUAAAAAUUGUUUUAACAAAAAAAUAUUUGUAGCAAAUUUCCAGCGCUUUCGGCUUACACAUACACAAAUCUGUAAAAUAUUUUAAGCAAAUUUACAGCGUACAAAAUCGUAAAAGAAUAUACAAAACAAUAAAAACAAAGCUUUUUCAUGUGUAGCUGCAGUAGCUUCUAAAAAUAAUGAGAAUUUAUUCAAAUAAAUCUGUAUUGAAAAAUAAAAAAAAUAAAUUAUAAAAAAUAAAAAUUAUAAAAAAAUAAAUUAUAAAAAAUAAAAAUUAUAAUAAAAAUGAAUUCUAAAAUGUCGUGAAACUUUGAGACCACUACAAGACACAAAAGCAGCGGACCCUGCUUGUAGAUAGUAGGGAACUAGUUGGCUCUCGAGUGUUACCUCGAAAGUAUUCGCUAGGGUUGAAAUACUAAAACAGACACUGGAUUAGCGGAAAAUAUGUGUAUAAAUUGAAAAUUGAAAUUUAAAAGAAAAUGUGAAAAGUAAAUGCUAACAGACAAACCCCAUAUAUUGUAUUUAAAGCUGAAAUUGAAAUUAGAGCUAAAACAAAAUUGUAACUGGGUACUGUAAGAAGCCAUACCUUAAACAAAAUAAAUAAUUGCUGCAUCUGUAUAUUUAAAAUAUAUUGAA